AUGGCGGGCCGCCUUGCUUCGUUUAGACCCUUUGGAUUGGUGUGCGCGAGAAUCGCGUCGCGGGCGUCAUCCCCGUUAUUGAAUUGCUCGUUUGCCACCCUGAAACCAUCGGCGCAUGCGUCGUCACAGUCGUGGGACGAGCUGAGCCAACCCACAGGCGAGUGGCAGAGCACGCUGGGAGCGCCAGUAGCGGUGUCAGGCGUGGGGCUGCAUCUGGGCCUUCCCACCACCGUUACGCUGCUGCCCGCCCCUGCUGCCUCGGGUCGGGUCUUCCACGUGGUGCUUGGGGGGGAUGGCGGAGGGGGAGAGGUGGACAGGGUUGCAGCAGGAGCUGGGAGGGAAGGGAGAGUGGUGGAGAUCGGUGCAGAUGUGUGGAGUGUGGUGGACACGCGGCUCUGCACUGUGCUGGCUGCUGCUUCGGCUACCCCGUCCAGUCCGCCCUCCUCCCCUGACGAGUCGCCAGCGGGUGGGGAACGUGAACAGAGUGAAGUGCGGUUGGGAACGGUGGAACAUCUUCUGUCGGCUCUAGAGGGGUGUGGCGUGGACAACUGUGUGAUUCGCGUGGAGGGCGCUGGCGAGAUGCCACUUCUGGACGGAUCAGCAGCGGAGUGGGUAGAACACAUCAUGGCGGCCGGCAUCCACCCCGCCACCCUGCACCGCUCCAACGGCACCACAGGCCAUGCUGCUACCGGCGAUGCUGGUGCUGCUGCUAAUGAUGCUGUGACUGUGGAGAGGAGAAGGUGGAAUUUGCCUGGAAACCAGCCAAUCACGGUGCAGCAUGGGGAUUCGUUCAUUGCUGCAUUCCCCCGAGCUUCACCGCUUCUCACCUAUGGCAUUGAUUUUGCACAUGUGCCGGCCAUCGGGCGGCAGUGGGUGUCGUGGGAGCCGUGCCGCUCACAGCAACCAGCACAAGCGCGAGCAGCAGAGCGACGCCAGGGCGGAGGAGAGGAACCAGGUGGAGCAGCAGAGCAGCCAGUGGGGGCAGCAGCGCAGGGCGAGCAUGGCGAGCAUGGCGAGCAUGGAGAGCAGGGUCAGGAGUGUGGCGACUAUGUGUCGGGCAUUGCGCCGGCGCGCACCUUCUGCAUUCUCGAACAGGUGGAGCAGAUGCGAGCAGCGGGGCUCAUCAGGGGUGGCUCGCUCGACAAUGCCCUCGUGUGCAGCCAAGCGCGAGGGUGGGUGAACCCACCUUUGAGACUCCCUCUGGAGCCGUGCCGCCACAAGCUGCUGGAUCUCAUAGGGGACCUGGCGCUGUGUGCCAGGGGGGGCAACGCCGGCAUUCCCAACGCGCACAUAGUGGCCUAUAAAGCGAGCCAUGCUCUGCACGUGGCGUUUGGUAAGGCACUUAUGGGCGCACUUGAGGCAGAGGCCAAGGGGCGUGGCGGGGCUGGCGCCCCCUCGCCCUUGACCAACAUCGGUCCACCCCCUGCACACCAUCUUGCUUCACAUGCUUACGUGCCCUCCAUCGCUUCCUUCUUCAUCCCAUCGUCCACAGAAACUCCCACUUCUCCCUUCACCACCACUCCCCCCUGCCCCUCUUCCCUCUUCACCACCACUCCCCCCUGCCCCUCUUCCCUCUUCACCACCACUCCCCCUUGCUCCUCUUCUCUCUUCACCACCACUCCCCCUGCCCCUCUUCUCUCUUCACCACCACUCCCCCUUGCCCCUCUUCUCUCUUCACCACCACUCCCCCUGCCCCUCUUCUCUCUUCACCACCACUCCCCCUUGCCCCUCUUCCCUCUUCACCACCACUCCCCCUGCCCCUCUUCCCUCUUCACCACCACUCCCCCUGCCCCUCUUCCCUCUUCGCCAGCCGCCCCCUCCGCGAGUGCGCGCGCCAGCCGCCCCCUCCGCGAGUGCGCGCGCCAGCCGCCCCCUCCGCGAGUGCGCGCGCCAGCCGCCCCCUCCGCGAGUGCGCGCGCCAGCCGCCCCCUCCGCGAGUGCGCGCGCCAGCUAUGCUGA
Closterium sp. Naga37s-1 is the source of this 1959-nucleotide messenger RNA. The record is from the annotation of a GenBank genome assembly. NCBI's taxonomy places the organism in Eukaryota, Viridiplantae, Streptophyta, Zygnematophyceae, Desmidiales, Closteriaceae.